AUGAUGAAAUUUCGUCGUAGUGUGGUAGUGACGUGUUACCGGUUGUCUCCUGUCGGGAACCGGGUUAAUGCUAGUAUUGGUUCUGGGAUAACCUUGGACCCGAAGGAUUCCUCGUACGUAUUAGCUAGUGCCAUAUUUUUGAAGUAUCCUGUAGAAGAGUUUGAGGCCGUGGCCGUGAAUGCCAGGUGCCGGUUUCGGGUUCUUCUCGAAUGCGAAGACGAUCAUGAGCCCGUACGUGAGAAUUUUAGGUUGAAGAGCAUUUUAGAGUCCCAGACUUUGAAGGACGCCCUCUCUCACGUGUUGCCUCCACGGAACCCAGAACCACGCUACGUAGGAGAACCAGCAGACGAACAGGUCUUAAACUCGUUUUCAUCCUUCUUGAUAUUGGAACGAAUGGUGGUGAAGAAUGAGAAGACUGUGGAAGAGAUCUUGGAGGUGGCUUUGAGUGAUAAUGGCCGGGAUUUGCAUAAAGGAUCCGAGGUGUACAUUGAAGGGACUCCAUUCCCCUCUAAUUCCCCCUCAACGGUCUUCCUCAAUUCAUUGAGCCAGGGGAUUGUCAGCAAUGUGUUUUCAACGAAAAAUAACAAGACCAAAAACUGGGAUCGCGGCCUCGUCUUGCUCGACGCUCGAAUUCUCCCUGGACAAGAGGGAUCUGCCGUCUACGACUCCAGCGGAAAGCUGGCAGGGAUGCUUUUGGCUCGGGUGAAUCAGAGCGAUGUGGAGGGAGCUCAUUUCGGCCUUGCCGUGCUCUGGCCUCAUCUCCUACGAAGUCUCCUCCGUUGCCAGUCUCACCAAUCUAGAGAAGAAUCCAAACUGCUCCCUCUCGAGAAAUUCCAGGGCUUGGAUCAUGAGAAGAGAGAAGUGAUAUGGGAUGUGGAAGGGAGUACGGUGAUGGUGAGUGCAGGAGGCAGUCGGGGAUCGGGUGUGAUUAUAGAAGAGUCUCCAGGGACAGCGACCCCUGGCUUCGUUCUCACCUGUGCUCACGUCGUCCGCAAUCACGAAAUGGCGGCUGUGAGGUGGAUGGGGAAGAACGGGAAGGAGGAGGUGUCUUUAGGCGAAGUCCUCUACCGGUCCCCAGCGGGGAUCCCCUUCGACAUCGCUCUUCUGGCCCUCAGGGACGACGAGGACGACUCCUUCCGGAGCCGCGCUAUCCCUGCCACAAUUAUGCAGGACCCACCUCACCGAGGUCUGGAGGUUCUGGGUGUGGGUUAUGGGAUACUGGGGAAUCCCAGGAUGGAAUUGUCGGGUCCCAUGGUGACUCGAGGGAUCGUGUCCAAAGUAGUGUCAUCUAGAUCGUCCCUGAAUCCGGUGCUUCUCCAGUGUUCAUGUGCUGUAUAUCCUGGAUGCAGUGGGGGUGGGGUGUUCUCGAUGGAGAAGCGAGAACUGGUUGGGAUCAUCGUGUGCAAUACAAGCAUGCAGGCACGCCAUAUGAAUCCCAUCUACUAUCCUAAUGCUUCUCUUGCUAUCCCUGUCAUCGCCAUUGCGCCUGUCAUUCGCCGAUUCAACCAGUCCCAAGAUGUGAAGGACCUGGAAUAUUUGACAUUGAAUGACACAAGGGCCAAGGAAGUCUGGGGGCUUGGAGAAUAUGAAGCCCUCUCCCCAAGAAGCAAAUUGUGAUAGACCACUAGUUUUCCUACUACAUUGCUGAAAUCUUUACAGAAGCAUGAGGAAUUCGUAGUAUCAAAUGCUAGUGUCAUUGAGUUGAUAUUGUAGCAUGGUGUUUUCAGACAGAAGAGUGCAUUCAAGGCUGGAGAAUAUUUGCAUGCAAUUCCUUAUAGCAAGAAACCAAGCAUCUAGUGAAAAAAAAGAUUAUCAGAGAUCCCUCAUUAUCAUUUUUUAUUCUUCCCCCACCCCCCUCUGUUACUGGUAUCUGUACAUCAACUUUAAGGGCAGGAGACACUUUGUGGAGAAAUGGGCACUCAGGAAGAAGGGCUUUCUUCGGAAGCAGUGUCAGUCAAGUAAAAUUCUCAAAGUCCAUCAGCAGUUUUUUAAGCACUACCAUUUCAUAUGAAAGGUUGAGAACCAGAAGACAUAAAUUGCUGAACAGAAUUUUUAUUUCAAGAGUUGGCUUUAUGUGGUUCAACCUUCAUGUGUUCGUGGGUGAUGCCUUAAAACAUAUCCAGAAUACUGUCUAUUUCUUGUCUAUUUCAAAAUACAAUUGGAAAACAUUGAAAAAUAAAAAUCUACAAAAUGUG
Molecule: messenger RNA, 2195 nt
Organism: Darwinula stevensoni
Lineage: Eukaryota; Metazoa; Arthropoda; Ostracoda; Podocopida; Darwinulidae
Source: the annotation of a GenBank genome assembly